Molecule: messenger RNA, 681 nt
Organism: Schistosoma guineensis
Lineage: Eukaryota; Metazoa; Platyhelminthes; Trematoda; Strigeidida; Schistosomatidae
Source: the annotation of a GenBank genome assembly
AUGAACGCGUUGAUGGAUAAUACCAGUUACCGUAACGAAGCUAAUAACUGCGGUAUUGUAAGUGCCACUUCAACCUCUGAAGAUGAUCAGCUGAGUUUAUGCUGUCUGUGUGGUCAAACGUUUCCAAGUAUCAAGUCCCUUCAUAUGCACAUUAAUGUUGUACACGAAGAAGUUGCAGACUCUUUUGAUUUUCAGUUAACAGAUGGUGAAAACGACGACUCUCAUUCAGUCACCUUAGGAUCGCGGAUCUCACUGUCAUCUAGUAGUGAGGAAUUUAUAUCCAGUAAUCGAAUACCUCAAUGUGAUUAUUGCAUGAAAAAGUUUUCCACAUUAUCCUACCUUCGAAUGCAUAUUUCUACUGUUCAUGAAGGUGUCCGUGCAUAUUCUUGUAAUAUCUGUGAGAAGAGUUACACUCAAAAGCAUUCUUUGAAAAAACAUCUUAGAAAUUCUCAUUCAAUCUCAUCCAGUCAAGACAUACUAGAUGAUUCAGGACCAACUAAUGGGGUACCGAAUAAAUCUAGUCAGUCUGCAUGUUCAGAUGAAAUGCGUACUUUUAAAUCACGCAAAAGGUUACUCGUUGAUUCUCCAAUCAUACCUAAUUCCUGUAGUCCUAUUCCAUCUAGGUCGAAUGAAGUGGACGGUCCUGUUUCAUUGGAAACUAAGAAUCGCCAAAUCAGUUGA